CCUCUCUUUCGAGCAUCUCGCCGACCCGACCCGGAGAUAGCGGUUCCGUAAGGUGGUGCUGGUGCGGUGUGUGUGGAUUCGCUUUGUGUUGUUUUAUUUAGUCGUGUGUUCCAGCGGAGAGAGAGUUAGCGGUUUGUGGAUCGAGCAAGUAAUCAACAACAUGAUCGGCAGUGACUACGUGCUGGAGGCACAUAAUAUUUACCAUACCACCGAGGUCGACACCGGAGGUUGCUUCAAUGGUGGGGGACAAUCAGCCUUGGUCCUGAAGGGGGUCCACCUAACGGUAAAAAGCGGAGAAGUGAUGGCCAUUUUGGGCUCCAAAGGUAGCGGCAAGCGGGCCCUGCUGGACGUUAUCGCUCGCCGUUCGGAAGGAUCCUCACGCGGGCAGGUAUUGCUGAACGGGUCUCCGUUGACGAAAUCGCUGUUUCAGCAACGCUGCGGGUACGUGACACAUGCCUGUACCUUCGUGCCCGGACUGACGGUCUCGCAGACACUGAACUACACGCCAACCAUUCUGGGCGGCUAUCUGAAAAGCUCGAAGGUACGCCAGGUGUUGGCUGAUCUGGCACUGUCGCAGGUGUCCCACAAGAAGGUGGAAAAUUUGAAUAUCAGUGAGACACGCCGGUUGGCCAUAGGAAUUCAGCUGGUUCGGGAUCCAGUUAUGCUGCUGCUGGACGAACCGACCCAGGGACUGGAUCCGCUGAGUGCUUAUCUGCUGAUAAGCAUUCUCUCUAACUCGGCCAAGAAGACGGGUUGUGGAAUUCUGCUUUCAAUGGAGAAACCUCGUUCGGAUGUGUUUCCGUUUCUGGAUAGGGCUCUGUUCCUUUGUCUGGGAGGAGCUGUCUAUUCGGGCGGAACCAGAGCAAUGCUGGAGUAUUUCCACGGGAUUGGAUUUCCCUGUCCGGAGCUGGAAAAUCCAUUGAUGUACUACCUUUGUUUGUCCACCGUUGAUCGAAGAUCCCGUGACCGGUUCCUGGAGUCGAGCCAACAAAUCGAAGCGUUGGUGGAAAAGUUCGCCCGAGAAUCGCCCAUCCCGGAGGCGCCAAUCAAUCCGAUCGGCAGCGGUAAGAUUCCGUUGGCCUACGGAAAACCGGGCGAACUGAAGGUUUGGGGCGUUCUGUAUUUGCGGCUGCUGGCGGCAACCUUUUCCUGCGGUUAUGCAGGAAUGAAGGCAAUGUUCUUGCGCUUGUUGGCCCUACCUGUCGCCAUGGGACUUAUGUGGCUAUUCUACAGCCAAAUUGGAGACGAUUCGCGCGGUUUCUUCAGCAAAAGUGGAAUGAUUAUGACCGUCUUGGGGCUUAGCUAUGGGGUGGGCAUUUGGACGACGAUAUGCCUAUUUCCCACUUGGCGAAAACGUUUCUGUCAGGAAUACUCGGAGGGUUUGUAUACCGGAGCUACCCUCCUGAUAGCCUACAAUGCUGUGUCGAUGCCAUUUUCGUUCAUCUCAGCGGCAAUAGCAUCGUGCGUCUUCUAUCCGCUCAUAUUAAAUCCUACGACACCGGACGGUCUCACGUUCAUGUACAUCCUGAUCGCACUAUGGACCUGUUUCGUGCUUGCCGAACAGCUAAGCAUUGCCUUCCUAUUGGUCAUCAAAUCCCAGAUAAACGCUGCCAUUGCCGUUUCCUACAUUCUGGUUAUCUGUCUGUCACUAGCUAGCGGAACAGUACGCUCCUACAAAGGGCUUUCGCCGUGGCUGCAGGAAAACGCCAAAGGCAUUCACAGCAAGUACGCCAGCUCGUUGCUGCACACGACCAUCUUUCACGCUCGUCGAAUGGACUGCAAUCCGGCAACGGGAGCGAUUUGUCCGCAGCCGACCGAGUUUUUGCUGGAACGCAUCGGCAAGGCGCACCCACAGGAAACGACCGACAUCGCGGCCUGUGUUGCGUUCGCUUUGGGCUUGUGCGCCUUCAAUAUGAUCCUGUAUCUGCUGCCGAUGCCACGGUGCGUGAGGCGGAAGUUCCGAGAGUGAAGCUUUCCCGGGGAGUCGCGCGCUGGUGAAGCGAAUGUUUUAGUUUUAGGUUUUCAUGCUAUUAUUUAUGUCGCAAGUAAUAACAAUCUU
Messenger RNA from Sabethes cyaneus, 2059 nucleotides. RefSeq names its product ATP-binding cassette sub-family G member 5. The transcript has 6 exons. Bases 161 to 1969 code for a protein of 602 amino acids. Lineage: Eukaryota; Metazoa; Arthropoda; Insecta; Diptera; Culicidae. Gene Ontology annotation, molecular function: ABC-type transporter activity; ATP binding; ATP hydrolysis activity. The record is from RefSeq and is a predicted model, not a curated record. Gene Ontology annotation, cellular component: plasma membrane.